This is a messenger RNA of Cotesia glomerata, 891 nucleotides long. RefSeq names its product protein dimmed-like. The record is from RefSeq and is a predicted model, not a curated record. Gene Ontology annotation, molecular function: protein dimerization activity. Lineage: Eukaryota; Metazoa; Arthropoda; Insecta; Hymenoptera; Braconidae. The coding region runs from base 229 to 846 and encodes 205 amino acids. The transcript has 5 exons.
AUUACCAAAGACACAAAUAAAAAAAUAAAUUGUUGUGUUAAGUGUUAUUUUUGCUAAUAAAUUUCAUUUAUAAACGUAAAGAUAAUUAUUGAUACUUGGAAUUUUAUUAAACAGAAAUACCUGCUAUUAAGAGUUAUUAUUAAACAGAAAAUAUAUUUGUUAUAUAAAUAUAUAUUAUAUAUAUUUAUAAAGAAGUGAUAAAAAAGGCGGCUUAGUAGCGGCAAGAUAAUGAGGAGUCUGGAGAGAUUAUCCGGUAGCGAUCAGGAUUGUAUCGAUCAGGAAAUGUAUAUCGACUUGGACGACGUGUCUGUGGACUCAAUUACGGGUAAAAGAGGACGUCACCAUGUCAGUGGCGAAAUGGGGGAGGAGAGCGACAGCAGCGGGAGUGAACGUAGUCCGAAGCAAGCUAAAAGGCGAAAUCGCGGUAGCAGCGGUCCGCCAACAACGAGAAGACGAAAAAGUGGUAUUUCCGCAAGAGAGAGAAACCUCAGACGAUUGGAGAGCAACGAGAGGGAGCGAAUGAGGAUGCAUUCGCUGAACGAUGCCUUUGAGCAAUUGAGAGAAGUAAUACCUCACGUUAAAAUGGAGAGAAAACUAAGCAAAAUAGAAACACUUACGCUCGCUAAAAAUUAUAUAAUGGCAUUGACUAAUGUCAUAUGUGAAAUGCGAGGAGAAGAGCAACCUUACACAUUUGUCGACGGUGAAUGUGGAUCAAGCAGCGGUGACAGUACCGGACAACUUGAGCUUAGUGGCGGAGAACAGCCAGAGGAAGCAUCGCCGGCUUCUAUUCAUGAAGCUAAUAAUAAUAGUCUUCUGCAUGAAGAUCUCGAGCGCAGGAUACCUUAGUUAUAAUCAAAAGAUAUAUAAUGAAAUAACUAAUAAUUAAAAAGA